AUGUUUGAGCCAAUUGGCGACGGCUGGGUGCUCAUCCCACAGCUCCCUGUGAACAAACCGCUGACAUCCUCCACCGUUCAGAGGCGAGAGCUAGAGUGGCUCCUUAACGAGCUACACGAGACUCUUCAGAACCUCAAAAGCGGCCUCGAAGACUGCUACGCUCUUCUUGCGCCGAUCGACCCCGGUAGCACCCUCGUCGUCAGCAGUCAUAGGAAUGAGAUUGUAAAGGGUCAUAUCACGCGAGUCGGGACACGGAUAGUCAAAGGCAUCCUAACUCUGAAACUACGCACCCUCCCAAACCAGACGUACACCAUCAACGCCGAACAUCCAAUUCAGAUCGCGCCCCUGACGACCCUCCACGCCCUUCUCAACCACUCCAUCGACCUCCUUACCCUCACUCUCAGCUACACAUACUCUUCUGGCGCCACAGGCGGCAGCGAGCCACCCGCCUCGCCAACCCGACCCACGGCUACGUUCAUAGCUGCUCAGCUCCGCCUGCUGAGCCAGUCGCUCACCGAAGCCACAUCCCUCCUGAAGGGACCCCAGCCCCUUACAGCGUCCGACGCAACGUGGGUGUCCAAAUCCUGCAGCCCGGGCCACUUCUCCCCUCAACCGGGGUCAAAUCUAAGCAUACAAUGGGGCGUUCAGGAGAGCCAGCUCGUGCUGUGGCUGAGGACACUUGAACCGGCCGACGCGCCGGUGAACCUGGGCAUGAAGUUCGCCCUGGCCAUCGGCACGACGCGCCGGUUGGAGCACGACGAGGCGGAACAAGUUUUUAUGUACACGUAUCCCGAGGGCGCGACUCCCGAACCCCAGAGCCGUGGCAAUAAUGGAGGCGGGAGUGGUGGGCCUGGACAGAGGAACAUCACUAAAGAAAAUGUUGGUCCUAAGGACAAUAACGGCGAGAUCGAGGCGCAGGUCUUCGUGCGGGAAAAGGUGCGCGUCGAGAGUGCUGACCCGGCCUUGAUGUCACUCGGUACAAAACUCGCCGCGCUGGCCAAGACGCUCUCAAUGGCCAGGGGAAACCUGGCGACUGUCAUGGGCGAGGAGCUUGACGAGUGA
Molecule: messenger RNA, 1062 nt
Organism: Diaporthe amygdali
Lineage: Eukaryota; Fungi; Ascomycota; Sordariomycetes; Diaporthales; Diaporthaceae
Product: 37s ribosomal protein rsm22
Exons: 2
Coding region: 1-1062 (353 amino acids)
Cellular component (GO): RAVE complex
Source: RefSeq, a predicted model, not a curated record